UCUUACAGAUGUUGAGCUGCAGAUGAUUCAGUUUGCACCAUUUGACCAAGUCCUCCACCUGGACCCUGUAUUCAUCUUCCUGUCCUCCUUUUUUGGUUGUCCACCCAACUGUUGCUCGGCCAUCAGAGACUUCUGCAGAUAGCACGGUUUAAUGUUGCUUUUAAAGUCCCAGGUAUACAGGGUAAACAGGAAGGGAGCAAAUGCAGUCCCCUGUGGUGAUCCAAUGCUUUAUAGCCAUGUCUGCCAUACAGCUCUGAAGCUAUCUGACUGGCAUCCAGGAGACAAUGGGAGUGCCAACCUAUAUUGAAUAGAGCUUUUCCCCAGCAAUGAGGGCUGUAUGGUAUUGAGGGCACUGGAGAAAUCAAAAACAUGAUCCUCACAGUGCUGCCCUGCUUAUCCAAAUGGGAGGAGGCUCUGUUCAGCAGGUAGUGGACAGUAUCGCCAACUCCACUGUGCUCCUGGUAGGCAAACUGCAGGAGAUCGGGGGUUGAUCUGACCAGGGGUCAGAGGUGAGCUUGGAGCAGCCUCUGUAGGGUCUUCAUGAAGUGUGAGGUCAGUGCACUGGGAAGGUAGUCAUUCAAGACUUUUGGUUGGUCUUUCUUAGGCAUUGGGACCACACAUGAUGUUUUCCCCACACAGCUGGGACCCUUUACAGGCUGAGACUCAGAUUGAAAAUGUGCUGGAGAACUCGACACAGCUCCUCAGUGCACUCUUCCAGGACCUUGGGGUUCACAUCAUCUGGUCCCAAUGCUUUGUGUCUGAGAUUCCCCAGAGCCAUUCUCACCUACUCAGUAGUGAAGGUGAGUCCAUGAUGACUGGGGAGUUGGUGGAUGGUGGGGAUUGGGGUAGGUGAAGAUCAGGACAGUAGCAGUUGGUUUGUGGAGGUGUGUAUGGUAGGUGCGGGGAAGUAGGGGGUGUAGUCAGUGGUAGUCUGUGUUCAUUCAUGUAUUGAAAUGGAGGAGUGACGAGGGGAGGCAUUGGUGCUGAGGGAGCAUUGGGUGCCUUGGCACCUAGACUGGUGUGCUGGGGGGGAUGUGAACAGGAGGGCAAUUGUCAAACCUAUUGAAGGAUUGGUUUAACUCAUUAGCCCAUUCCCGGCUGCAUUCCAAGGCUCUACAGCUAGGCCGAUUGAAGCCAGUGAUGUUCUUCAUGCCUCUCUACCCCUCCCAUGUGCUACUCUGCCCAAGCUUGUGCUCCAGCUCUCUCCUGUAUUUCUCUUUAGCCUUUAGCAAUAGCGCAAAUAGUGCAAAAAAAGGAAUAGUGGUUGUGUUCAUGGACCAUUCAGAAAUCUGAUGACAGAGGGAAAGAAAUUGUUCCUGACCACUGAGUGUGGGUUUCAGGCUUUUUUACCUCCUCCCUGACAGUAGUAACAAGAAGAAGACACGUCCAGGAUGGUGAGGGUCCUUAGUGAUAGACACCACCUUCUUGAGUCAUCGCUUCUUGAAGUUUACUCAGUAGUAUUCAACCCUGUGUAUUGGAACCUCCAUACCAGGCUGUAAUACAAGCAGUCACCAUGCAUCUAUAGAAAUUUGCAAGUCUUUGUGAAUACCAAAUCUUCUCAGAUUCCUAAUGAAGUAGAGCCACUGUCAUGCCUCCUUUGUGAUUACAUCAUGAUCCUUCAAGAUAUUGAUGCCCAGGAACUUAAAGCUCCUCAAACAUCCUACCGAUGGGGGGACGUCAUGUGAUGAUGUAGGAUCGAGACGCUGGAACCCAGCCCUCCCGUAAAAAAGUUAAUAAAUUAAUGUUUAAGUGAAGAAAAGUUAAUUAAUACUUUUUUAAGGUUACUUAUAAAUUACUUUGGAUUGUUUUAAGCUAUGCCUCAUAAACAGAGGACGAAGAAAACUGCUACCGCGAAGACAGCUCAAGUUGGAACAGAAUCAAGGCCUACUUCUACUGAAGAACCGCGGACUCAGGUACAACACACCACCGGUGAAACAGAAAAGGAGACUGCGGCAGCAUCGGCCAUUUCUAAAGGAAAAGAUCAACGAGAACUAAGCAAGUGUAAAGGAACGAGCAUGCGCAAAAGAGAGCAACCAGAACUACAAAACCCAGCAACGACUGAAACUGACAGUGACAGUGAGUCUGAGAGAGAGCCGGACUCUCUGGAAAAAUCAGACGAAGAUGGAGAAGAAGAAGAAGAAGAAGAUGAAAGUUCCUCUGAAAAUACAAAAAAGACUUUGAGGCAAAUAAUGCAUAAAUUACAAAAAUUAGAAAAACUUGAAGAAUGGUGGCUAAUCAGUGGCUAUUUGGAGGUGCGAAUGCCAUCAAUGUUGAACGUAAACUUUGGAGGUCCUGCUCCUUACCUAGAACACUUCUGGAUACCGAAAGAAGGGACUCAGCUUGAACGCACUGCAAUUUCCGUUUAUUAUACACUGCAGUUCUGGAAUCUACUUAGGAAGGAGUGCCUGGCUGUGCAUAAAGCUGGUGGUGUGCCACUAGAUAUGGACCAAUUUCGUAUGCUAUACAAUACCUGCAAAAUUCCUGGAGUGACCAGAGAUUCCCUUAUCAGCUAUUUUAAAACAGAAGCUGAAGGUCCAUGCCCCUCCCAUUUAGUGGUCCUUUGUCACGGCCGAGCCUUUGUCUUUGAUACCCUUUUUGACCAUCAAAUCCUUACACCGCCAGAGUUUCUCAGGCAACUCACUUAUAUCAGGGAACGAUGCAACAGCGAACCAGAAGGGCCAGGUGUAUCUGCAUUAACUGCUGAGGACAGAACGCGGUGGGCAAAGACACGGGAACAUCUAAUUAGCUUGGAUCCCAAUAACGUGACUAUCCUGGAACAAAUUCAGAGCUCCUUGUUUAUACUCUCGUUGGAUGAUGCUAGUCCCCAUGCAACAGCCAACAAUUACUCUGAAAUAUGUCUAUCAGCCCUAACUGGAAAUCCAACUAUACGAUGGGGUGACAAGUCCUACAAUUGUCUUAGUUACUCUAAUGGAACAUUUGGUUCAAACUGUGAUCACUCUCCAUAUGAUGCAAUGGUCAUGGUUUCUAUGUGUUAUUACAUUGAUCAAACUUUGAAGUUGGUAGAAGGUAAAUGGAAGGGAUCAACUGCAGUGCGUGACCUCCCUUUGCCAAAGGAGCUGGUACUUGUGCUAGAUCAAAGGAUUCUGAAUGACAUAGAACAUGCUAAACAACAAUACUACAAGCAGGCAUCAGAUGUCCAAGUUGUUAGUUAUGCCUUCACUGAUUUUGGCAAAUCUCUGAUCAAAGAGCGAAGGCUUCAUCCAGACAUUUUUGUACAGCUUGCCCUUCAGUUGGCCUAUUAUAGGUUUCACGGACGGCCGGGCUCCUGUUAUGAAACAGCAACAACAAGACAAUUUUAUCAUGGCCGAACUGAGACGAUGAGACCCUGUACUGUUGAGGCGGUGAAAUGGUGCCAAGCAAUGCUGGAUCCAGCAGUUCCUAAGAUGAAACGUCAUCAGAUGAUGAAGAAAUCCUUUGUGAAGCAUCACAAAUUGAUGACCAAAUGUCAGAAUGGUAAAGGUUUUGACCGUCAUCUCCUGGGUCUGCUUCUUAUUGCAAAGGAAGAAGGCCUUCCUGUGCCAGAGAUCUUUUCCGAUCCUGCCUUUACUAAAAGUGGUGGUGGAGGGAAUUUUGUUCUUUCAACUAGCCUUGUUGGAUAUACUACAGUCCUGGGUGCUGUUCUUCCUAUGGUUUACAAUGGCUAUGGAUUUUUCUAUCGUAUUCGUGAAGAUAGGAUUGUUAUAGCUUGUUCUGCCUGGAAGUCAUGCCCAGAGACCGAUGCAGAAGAACUGUACAAAGGGCUAGUUCAGUCCUUUCAUGAAAUGCUUGACUUGACAACAACAGCCCAGCUUUAAGUGAUGACUGAAAAAAAUAUAUUGCUAAAAAAUACUAAAGUGCUAACCCUUUACAUAAUGCAUUAGGCUAGUAGUAAUUAUUGCCUGUGCAUCUGUAAAGUUGAUGCCUCAAAACACAACAGGACAUUGAUAUUGAAAAGUAGUAAUUUAAAACAAAAUCAAUGCAACAUUUUUGAAACCAUGCAAAAUACAAUGCAAAAAGUACAGCAACAAUGCAGAUUCUCAAAUACAGGGCAGUUUUGUAUUUUAUUUUUAACCAUGUUUAAUGAAACAAAUACAAACAUUAAUAAUUUUAACUAUAUCUUGAUGGACCUAAUUUGAUUAAUUCUUAGAGACAUUUUAUAGAUCUGAAACUACUAAGCUCGCACACUGUCUAGGAUAAGAAAUGGUGCAUUUACAAUUUGUAAGUAUAAUUUUAGAGAUGUUCAAAUAUUUAAUGUGUAAAGUAGAACAUAAAAUACAAAAAUCUGUAGGGUAGAGCAGACAAUAGAUCAUAUGUAGUCUAUUAAUGUGUGCAUGAAGCAUGGAGUAACCAAAAUGUCCACAAACUGUUAAGCAAAUCUGAAUUUUGUUUGUCAUUUGUCGUUGUUCCUUUUCACUCCUUGUGGCACAUCAGGCAGCAGCCUUGCUGUUUCUUUAGCAUCUUUGUCUCUCUUUUUUAAAAAAUGAGCCAAGUUGCUAGUUUGAUGCUCAACCCAGCACGGAUGGUAAGCGUGCAAGGAGCUGGCCAGAUUCAAACCCAGGGCCACUUGCUGUGAAGUCCAGUGUGGAUGCCACUACUCUAUUGACCAGCUGUUUUGUUAUUUGAAGGAAGUUAAAAUCUAUUUACUCACAAGCAAUAGUUUUAUCAUCUGGUAAUAUCAGGCUCUGUUGAUGACUUAGAUUCACAUUGCCUACCUGGUGAAUUAUGUAGUGAAUGCUUCUUCGUUGUUACUAUUUGUUUUCUAUUGUGUUUUCUGCCUGUUUUAGCUCAUUGCCCAUUUCCACCAGAAGAGGGGAAAUGAUUUUAGAAAGGAUUUGUGGCCGGUGAAAAGCCAUUUCUGCUGAUGAACUCGGUUGGCAGUGCAUCACAAUGAUUGUCUCUUCUGUUGAUUAUUAGCCUACUGCAUAGAUUUCCCUGACUUCAGCAUCACUCCGCUGCCCACUGUUUAAAGUUGUGCUCCUUUUAAAUCUUCCGCGCUUCACUGCCCGACGUCACGCUCCUGCACAGUCCCGCCUCUCUUAAGCCCGAUGAGAAGAAAAAAUCAAAAUGGCUCCUGCAGCACUCCCGUUCUGAUUCCCAGACUUCCUUCCCCAAAUUAAAUUUAUGGGGUAACAUGAAUUCUAACCUCUGAAAGUCUCCUUUUCCAGUUCAGUCUUUUACAUAGUGAAUUUCCUUGUUGAUCACAAUACCUGCUGGUCUCCUUUUCAUAGACUUCCUUUAUAAGACAGUGUAUCUGCAACAUACUGUCUGUAUGGUGAAGUGUGGCACUGAACUCUUCAAAUACAUGAACUUGAGCCAGAGUAUUUUUAAAUAAAAUCCCAUCUGCCUUUUAUAGGUACAGGUCUCCAAACUGACAGUAGGCUUUGGUACAGAAACACUGUAUAUUGGACAAUGAAGAACAAAUUGACGAUAAAUGAAAACAGAAAAUUUUGAGAUCAAUCAGUAGGUCAGCAAUUGUGCAAAAUGAAACAAGUCAAUAUUUCAGGUCAGAGUCCCUUCAUCAGAUCUGGAAAAAGAGUGGGGGUGGGGGAGGCAAGUUAAUUUUAAGUUGCAGAGAAGAUUGGGAAAGGAUGGAUAAGGCAGAGAAUAUUUGUCAUGGGGUGAGAUCAAGAUCACCAUGGAGGUAUGUGUCGAGAUCUUUGAAUCAAGGGGUUAAUGGGACAGUUAGUGAGUGAAAAUCUAAACAAAUGAGUAUAAAAAUUAAUGAUGGUGCCCAGUUGUAGGACCCAUACAGCUGUGCUCACAGGAUGAGAAAACUAAGCCAAUUUCACAGAUGAUUCGCAUCGAAACGGCAAUUCCUGAUAGCAGCAGAGAAAAAGUUCAUUGAUAUUGUAGAAUUCAGGUCUGGAAGGAUGCAGUUUGCUCAAGCAAAAUGUGGGGCACUGUUUCUCAAACUUUAGAUAGCCUGUAGCAAUAGUUGCAGUUGUUUACUUAAUCUGUUGCCUGAAGGAAGCUAUCACAGACAUGCAAUGACUGCUAAAUAAUAGCCAAUGAUAGUUGCUAAAAUGAAGAAAAAAGAAAGAAAUAACCUAGUUUGACCCAAAAUCUGUGCUAAUUUCACAGACAAUCAGUUUAAAUGUAUCCAAAGUGUUAUAAAGAAAGAUGCAAACAUUUGAUGGUAAAUAUUCUGGAUUUUUUCUCUUUAUACCUACUUUCACAGACACUAUAUCCUACAUUAUAGUGUGUGGUUUGGUUGCUUGAUUUGAAAGAUGUAAAUGAUAGGAUCAGCAACUGUUGAAUGUGGACUUCUUUCCAUUCAAUCUUCUCUGAUUUGGGAAUUCUUUGCAGUUUAUUGUCUAUAAUAAUGUUUUUGCUGAUUUUUACACAUUUCACAUACCCAUGACUGAAAUAUUAAAUAAAAGCUCUCUUGAUUUAAUCACA
This is a messenger RNA of Hypanus sabinus (Atlantic stingray), 6399 nucleotides long. RefSeq names its product carnitine O-octanoyltransferase (gene crot). Lineage: Eukaryota; Metazoa; Chordata; Chondrichthyes; Myliobatiformes; Dasyatidae. Gene Ontology annotation, cellular component: peroxisome. Bases 1815 to 3815 code for a protein of 666 amino acids. Gene Ontology annotation, molecular function: carnitine O-octanoyltransferase activity. The transcript is spliced from 15 exons. The record is from RefSeq and is a predicted model, not a curated record.